AUGGCUGUGCGUGUAUUUCCAUGUCUGUCUGUGGGCGCGGUGGGUCUGGCCGUCUCUGUGGUGUGUAAUGUGGUGCAAUGUCUCCCUCUGCUGGCCUCUGCACCAUUCCCAUCUGAGCUGGAAAUUCAUCGACGCACUCACACUGGGGAGAGACCAUUCACCUGCUCCAAAUGUGGGAAGAGAUUCACUCAGUCUUCUCACCUGCAGGCACACCAGCGAGUUCACACAGAUAAAAGACAUUUUAAAUGCCCAGACUGUGGAAAGUGCUAUAAAAGUUCUGGGGAACUGAUACGUCAUCGACAUGCUCACACUGAGGAGAGACCAUUCAGGUGCUCUCAUUGCGGAAUUUGCUUCAGACGAUCAUUUCAGCUCAGUAUACACCAGCGUAUUCACACUGGGGAGAGGCCGGUCAGCUGCUCUGAUUGUGAGAAAGGAUUCAGUCGGUUAACCGAUCUGCAGACACACCAGCGAGUGCAACUGGAGACAGACCAUUCCCCUGCCCUGAGUGAUUCAUCAGCGCAUUCACACUGGAGAGAAACUGUUCACCUGCACUGAAUGUGGGAAAGGGUUCAUUCAAUCAUCCAGCCUGCAGGUCCAUCAGCGAACUCACACUGGUGAGAGACCGUUCCCUUGUCCUGAGCGUAGGAAGGGCUUCAGUACUUUCUCAUAUGUGC
This is a messenger RNA of Rhincodon typus (whale shark), 674 nucleotides long. RefSeq names its product oocyte zinc finger protein XlCOF6.1-like. Gene Ontology annotation, molecular function: DNA-binding transcription factor activity, RNA polymerase II-specific; RNA polymerase II cis-regulatory region sequence-specific DNA binding. The transcript is spliced from 2 exons. Lineage: Eukaryota; Metazoa; Chordata; Chondrichthyes; Orectolobiformes; Rhincodontidae. The record is from RefSeq and is a predicted model, not a curated record. Gene Ontology annotation, biological process: regulation of transcription by RNA polymerase II. The coding region runs from base 1 to 555 and encodes 184 amino acids.